Saprolegnia parasitica CBS 223.65 is the source of this 1173-nucleotide messenger RNA. RefSeq lists its product as hypothetical. Bases 1 to 1173 code for a protein of 390 amino acids. The transcript has 2 exons. Lineage: Eukaryota; Oomycota; Saprolegniomycetes; Saprolegniales; Saprolegniaceae. The record is from RefSeq and is a predicted model, not a curated record.
AUGUGGCUGCUGCCGCCGAUCGCGCAGCAGAUUCUGCACUACCUCGACGACACCGAUGACGCGCUCGCUUUUCUUGCUGCGGCGCCCAAUGACAGACUCGAUGACGCGCUCGACGCGCUCCGGACGCUCUUGGCCAUGGACCCGGAGCUGCCACUCUGGCCCACGGCCGACAUUGCCAGUCUCGAGGCUGCCUACAACGUCAGUCCCAGCGUCGUCGCGAAGGCGCUUCCGCUGUUCAAGAAGGUUCAAUUCGGCUACUGCACGAACGCUGCGCUGAGCAUUUGCCGCAACACAGAGCUGCCACCGACGACAGCCGUGAGCACCUGCGUCAAUCACAACCCAAACAGCGUCCGCGCAGCCCUCGGCAACUGGCUUCCCAACCUUGAGGAGCUUAAAGUCGUGAGCUCCUAUGUCCUGGAUUUUGCACCCAUCGCCGAGAACAACCUCUCGGAGUGCCAUCGUCUCCGUGCAUUGACUUUUGACCAGUACAAGAGGCUUAGCCAAGGCACGUUUGACCAUGCGCUGGCUGCUGUCGUCGCAAGGUGCCCUCAAGUCGAGCGCUUCUGCUUUGGUUCGUGCAGUCUCUUGAGCAUGUCGGACUGCAAGACGCUCCUCGCAUGGCUGGCGCUGCCGACCGCGCGCCAUCUCAAGCUGGAUCUAACCGACUUUCGCGAUGAACUCGGCGCAGAGCUGGCGAUGACCAUGCUCACGUCGAGUACGCUCGAGACAAUCGAUUUGUCUGAAAUCCCGGGCUUCACGCGCGCGAUUUUGAGUCCAUCGUCGCCGCCGCUGCCUCGGCAACUGCGUCACUUGGGGAUCUGCGACUACUUGAUGUGCGACAGCUACGAUGCCAUUGAAGAGCAGGAAAAUGCAAUCACGGACCCACCGCCAGCGCUUGACGAAGCCGACAUGGCCAACCUCGCCGCCAAGAUUGCGACCUCGCGCCUCGAAAGCUUGGAGUUGCGGCUGGAAACCCGCUGCGACGCCACGGCGGUCAUCUCCGUCUUGCCGCAGCUACCGACGCUGACCAAACUCGUGCUCCAGGAUGUCCAUCUGACCUCAUUUCCGCCUUUGGUGCAGCUUUUGCAUCUCAAGCUAACUUGGUCGACAUUCUCGGACGAGGCCGUCGCGUCGCUCGCAACGCUGCUCUUCCAGACCACCAAGCCCAAGUGA